Messenger RNA from Peniophora sp. CBMAI 1063, 642 nucleotides. Lineage: Eukaryota; Fungi; Basidiomycota; Agaricomycetes; Russulales; Peniophoraceae. The record is from the annotation of a GenBank genome assembly.
AUGCCAAGCAACACAUCUCCUUGGCUCAUUGUAGUCGCCCUCACUAUGAUCGCUGUCUACCAGGCAAUCGAUUUGUUGUACAAGACACAUGUUGCACGCCAACUUGAUCCUAUCUUUCUGCCCAGCACUGUCAAGUAUAACUACAGUGGCCAUGACUUCCCCAACCGAGUACCACUGCGCCUUCGUGAAGCAGCGCUGACGACAGAGUGGGCCCCCACCGGCGUCUACGGACUUUACGCCGACGACGACUGGCGCUCUCUCUGGCCUCCCGGGGAUCGUAUUCUAGUUCAUUUGGGCCCUCACCAUGAGCGCUUCGCCAUCGCGAUGUACCAGCAGCUUCACACUCUGGACGUGAUGCGAAUUGCAUACACGGCGGCACGAGCAGAAGCGCUGGGUCAUCCUGGGAAUGCAACGGCGUACGACGACCUUGUGGAUCACUGCCUUCGCUACUUGCAGAAAGUGGUCUUGUGCAACGCAGAUCCUACGUUGCUUCCGGCGAUACCGAUCGCGGAUACAGGAGGAUAUGCUGCGGAGAGUGAUGGCGUCACGCAUCGCUGCCACGACUGGACGCAGUUGAGGGAUUGGGUCAAGGACAACAUGCAAGCGAAUGCUGCUGCUGCAGAAGCUGAGACUGGUAGAUAA